AAUAUCCAGCCACCACACAUCGCAUGCACGCCAUCGUCUGGCUCCACGUUCCACCAUGGAGCUCACAACAGACCGAGGCAUACCGCCACCGACAACAGUUACAGCAACAUCUUCCACCUCUAACACCAGUGAAGAUGGAAGCCCCAGCCACGAUUGGAUGGAGACCUUAGGAGUCAACGAAAAUGCAAGGAAGAAGAUGGAUGAGGCCUUAUGGAUCAACAAUGCAAGGACGAAGGUGAAUCAGGUGCGUCCUAAGAGAGAACCUCUUAUUCCAUGCACCAUCUUCAAGGUCCCCGAGCACAUUCGGCGUUGCGAUGCGCAGGCCUAUGAGCCACUUAUCGUCCCCAUUGGUCCCUACCAUCAUGAACCGUCCCAAAAAUCUGCCAUUCGAGUACACAAGUGGAGGUGCGUGCGGUACCUUCUCUCGCGCCACAGAAGCCCAGAGCAUGCAAGGCAGCUACUGGAUGAUUGCCUAUUGGAGUUGAAGGCCCUUGACGCCAAGAUCCGACGCUGCUACUCGGAGGACUUCCCUCAACUGAAAGCCAACGUGGUGUCAGAACUGAUGCUACUUGAUGGGUGCUUCAUCAUCCAUCUUUUGCUAAAGCAUGCAAAGAAGGAGAGAGAGGAGGGGAAGAAGAGAGGGGAAGUAGUGCUGGAGGUGAAUGAGGAGAGAAAGGAGGGAGGGCAAAUGAUGGCGGAGAAGGAGAAAGGGGAAGAGGAGCAAGGAAGUGGUCUUGAUGAAGGAGCAAGAGGAGCGCAAAGUGACAGGAAAGAGAAGGGGAAAAAGUUUGAGUAUAUUGAGCUGGAGGAAAGAGUAGGGUUGGAGUUUGAGCGGAUAGACCUGGAGUUUGAGAUCGGCGAGGAGGAAGAGGAAAUUGAGGGCCCAUUUGCAGCAGGUUUGUUCACAGUUCGGCUAGUACCGUACGAUCUACUGAAGCUUGAGAACCAAAUCCCUUUCUUCAUCAUCGAAAAGCUAUUUGAAAUCCUCAAAACUCCGGAUGACCAAGGCAUCGAUCUUCCAGAGCAUGCACUCGGACUUUUUCGCAACAUCCAUCCCCAGGAAUCGAAAUCAUUCAGGACAUCGUCCAUGGGUCAGAUCCAUCAUCUGCUCCAUUUGUUCCAUUCUUCUCGCGUCUCUUUGGAAGAAUCUACACAAGGAAAUGCGAGCCCUGAAGCUACGUACGAUUGGAUUCCUAGCGCAACAGAGCUCGCGAUGGCUGGUGUGAAGUUCAGGGAGAAGAGGGAACCGAAAAGCUUCUUGGACAUAACAUUCAAGGAUGGAAAGAUGGAGAUCCCACCGCUGCGAGUCUAUGACCACAUGGGCUCCCUCUUCCGCAACCUCAUAGCAUUCGAGCAAUGCUACUUCGACACCAUGACUUCCGUCACAAUCUAUGCAGUCUUUAUGGACUGCAUCAUCGAUGAGGCCAAGGAUGCACGAUUGCUCCACUUGAAAGGUAUAUUGGUAAACAGGUUAAGCACCGAUGAGGCCAUGGCAGGUCUCUUCAAUCAAUUGUGCAAUCAGAUAUGUUAUGCUGCUGAUAGGAACUACCUCCAGAAUCUGUUUGCGGAGGUGAACAAGUAUUAUAACUCCAAAAUUCAAAAAUGGCGAGCUGGUUUAAUGCGGGAUUAUUUUAAAAAUCCAUGGACUAUUCUUUCGGUGAUAGCGGCAGUCUCGCUCCUCCUGCUAACCAUCGAGCAAGCAGUGUUUUCUGGCUUGUCCUAUUUGCGCCCUCCAAAGGGGUCAUAAAGAUGUAGUCCGACUAUUUCAUUCCCUCCAUGCAAAAUAAAUUAGUGUGUGCUGCUUUGAUCAAGGGUGUUAGGUCCUUAUUUGUGUAUUAGAUACAUGAAUUAAUAUGGUUGUAAAUUUGAGGGUUCUAGUUCUCAGAACUGGAAUUCAAUUUGUGGUCCAAGUUAUUCACUGUUUAGCCAAGUGUUGUGUUUGAAAUUCUCCCAUACAUGCUGGAUUUCUAAAAUAAAUAAUGUACUUCUUAGUUUGAAAUUUAGAUGCAUUUAACAACACCUAUCACUAAUCAUAUUGCUUAUUUAUGGAUAUCAUGUGCAAGGUAUUUGCAGUAUGCUACAGAUUAAGUCCUCUAACAGACGCACACCGCCAAAGGGAGAGGGGAGAGAGAAAAAAAAGAGAGGAAGAUAGGAGGAGAGGAAGGAUAGAGGAGCAAUAAGGGCUUGGCCGGCACCUUUGUCCUCUUUCCUUUUAAUUGA
Molecule: messenger RNA, 2220 nt
Organism: Elaeis guineensis (African oil palm)
Lineage: Eukaryota; Viridiplantae; Streptophyta; Magnoliopsida; Arecales; Arecaceae
Product: UPF0481 protein At3g47200-like
Source: RefSeq, a predicted model, not a curated record